Molecule: messenger RNA, 699 nt
Organism: Lachnellula hyalina
Lineage: Eukaryota; Fungi; Ascomycota; Leotiomycetes; Helotiales; Lachnaceae
Product: putative acetyltransferase
Exons: 3
Molecular function (GO): acetyltransferase activity
Source: RefSeq, a predicted model, not a curated record
AUGGCAGCUCAACCUCCCCGUGACCUUCCCAAGGCUUCGGGGUCGCAACCUAGUAUCGAGAAGAAUCCAGAACUCGUCGCCCUUGCCAAGACAUACGAGAACACCCCGUGGUGUGAGGACUACGAACGUAUGAUAUCCGGCAUGCUCUACAACUCUCUUGCUCCAGAACUUGAAGGAGGCCGUCUACGCGCCCGAAAACUCACCAAGAGAUAUUGUGAUUAUUUACCUGAUGAUUCUACGCCAGACUCGCUGGGUGAAGAGCGCGAAAAGAUGCUCAGGCAGUUGUGUGGGAGGGUUGGAAAAUCUCCUUGGAUUGAACCGCCGUUUUUCAUGGACUACGGAUGCAACAUCUCUCUCGGUGAUCGUUUCUACGCCAAUACCAACAUGGUGAUUCUCGACUGCGGACUCGUCACUAUCGGCGACCGAGUCAUGUUCGGGCCCUUUGUCAGCAUCUAUGCCGCGACGCACGAGACAGAAGUGCAGUCUCGACAGGACAACAUUGAGUUUGCGCGCGAGGUUACGAUUGGUGAUGAUUGUUGGAUUGGCGGGAAUGUUGUGAUUCUGCUGGGGGUCGUGAUUGGGAAGGGGUGUACAAUUGGGGCAGGAAGUGUGGUGACGAAGAGCGUGCCGGAUUAUUCGGUUGCGAUUGGCAGUCCGGCGAAGGUUGUCAAGACGGUUGAGCCUCCUGUGGGGAAGUUG